Molecule: messenger RNA, 4772 nt
Organism: Pseudo-nitzschia multistriata
Lineage: Eukaryota; Bacillariophyta; Bacillariophyceae; Bacillariales; Bacillariaceae
Source: the annotation of a GenBank genome assembly
AACUCGUAUCCCGUGGAAGCAACGACGGCAGCACCUUAUCGACCGCCGUCGAUACAAUAAGCAAUCAAACCCAGUUGUUCGACCUACCUCUUCCCAUUUUUGACGAGAAAAAUACUAAAGUUUGCACGUUCGAUAGCUUCCAUUGCAUCGGUUUUGCAGCUCUGUACUGCGUUUCGCCCCAGCAAGCAAUCGAGAUUUCGUGUGUGCUUCGCAUUGGAUGCAAAACAGGAAUAAAAACAAAUCUGCCGAAAUUUUUCAGGUACAAUUCACUACUGCUUCUACGACGAAGAAUUUAGCACGAUCGCGCGUUUCACGUACAAUUUUUAAAUUUGUUGCGAGAUUCCAUCCUUCUUCGUCGGCAAUAUUAAGUACACAAGAAUAUUAAGUACACAAGAACCCACAGCACUGUACCUCCGCAGCGAAAGCGAGGAUUAUCAUUAUCAUCGCAGGAGUCACAAACUGAUUUGUAUUACAUCUUGGCGAUAGGACUACUUCCAACAUGAUCACUGAGGUACCCACAAGCUCAUUUCCCGAAACGGAAGGUAGCAGCACAAGAAAGCCUCGAGCAGCGCAACAACAACAACACAGUAUUAAUAUCACAUCGAUAGGACACCUUAACAGCUAUCGUUCACCGUCACCUUUCGGGAGUGCGUUAAAGACACCUUUGAAAAGUGGAAGUAUAAUGAGGACGAGAAGUCUUGAUGAUCAUCACCAGGAGCAGCAAAAGCAGAUAAAUUGCAAUCCCCCCUUAUCGCAAGACAUUGAAAUGACCGGAAAUAGCUUUUGCGAGGGAGGAUCCGCAUCUUCGUGUUGCAACGACGACAAGGACGAAGGCACAACUGUAGCAACCGCGUUGCAUUCUUCCUUUGACAUUUCUUUGCUGAGGGGGGGUGGAGCAAGUUGCAGCAGCGGAGAUCUUACUCUUUUUGAAAACGGACUCGAUGAGGAGGAAGGAGACAGCCAAGUUAUAAUACAUACGAGGAACUCGUGUUUUGAUCCAGGAGAUCUUACACCGUCGGCCAAAAGCGAUAGCAUUCAUCACCAUUACCAGAAACUGCGGCAACCGAAGCUAUCGUCCGCAAAGGAAGUGAGCUACAUCGAUCUGAAACCACCAGCUACCGUUCGAAAGCCCAAGAUCUCGGCAAAAAGUCGGAAGGACAGACGAAGGAGCAGCGACACCGCAACAACCGUCGGAACGCAUCUAUCGACAGGAUCGUUUGCCUUUCCCAUGUCGAAGACUCCCGCUCGCACCCCCGGGAGACCGCUGAGGCACGGAAAGAACACCAAUGCCAGAACUCCAGGAAAACCAGCGGGUUUGCACCGAAGUCCGGCUCCCUCUUCUACGGCGAAACGGCGCAGAGAUCCACUCGCCCAUCCCGCACGGCUCUCGCCCAUGAGGCGGUAUGGAACAUUAUCUCCCUCUUCGUGUGCCGCUACUCCUGCUGCGAACACUCCCACGAAAUCUCAACCUCCCCCGCCCUUCAGUCUAUCACACCCGGCUGCCCUGGCCGGGAAGGGUGGAGCCGACAAGAUUCGUUCGCUAUCUACACAAACACCGAUACACCAAAACCUAUCGAGCGAUCCUCAUGGGGCAUUUUUGAAGAAGCUUCCUUACCACACGGGAACGGCAGCUGGAGCAACACCCCUCGAAACAACGUUUGAAGUAGAUGGAGACAGUGUAGAUACGAAUUCUCCGGCUCGAUUCCGUUUUACUUCCUUUCCAGCCUCUCUGCCUCGAGUGCAUCACGCGAACCAUUAUCCUAGGUCAACGCCACCGGUUUGCCCGGGAUCGGUUCGAAAACGAAUGUCAUUUGAUACCGAAGAAGAGAAUGCGAAUACGGAAGAUGCCAAAAAUACAGCGACAGAACAUAUCGACGAUGAGAUCGAGAACGAUCCAGUUGGACUUAAUUACUCCAUUCACGAUGCUGUCAAUCAAUCGAAAGAUGAUGACGGGACGCACAACACCAGCCUCAGUAGUUUGUCGGUGGACGGUGGUCACCACCAGCACUUGCCUCACCUUCCGCAUCAACACCCACCUCAUUUUGCAUCGGUUCCAAUGAAAAAUUUAUUGCUCUUCCCCGGAGAGCAAGAUGACGAGAAUCGUCAAAACGAGCUUGGAACCAAUAUGUUUGGAUAUAGUGACGACGAGGAAGACGAUGUAUCCUCUAAGUUCGUUGGUGAAGAUAUUCGAACAAGUGCUUCCCCCGACCAGGAGGGUACUGUGAGAAGGACUCGAUUGAAUUUUAAUGUGUUUUUGAGUCCGUCGAGCGACAAGAAAAACCUUGAAAACUCACAAGAAAAUGGAUUCGGUGGCGACAGGCAAAUCCAACUGAUGUCAAAUGCUGAUCUCUCUCGACCCUACGAUCCUCAGAACCCAAUCCACAGCUUUCAUUCGUCGCUUUCUUCGCAUACGCAAAUCAACGCCUCGGCGCACACGAACGAAGAGAACCUCAUGGUCGGAACGUCAUCCUCUUCCAUGAGCCCACCGAGGGCAUCGGUUGUGAAGAAUGUCAACAGCAAUGCCAAUAGCCUUCCAAGCACACCAAGGGAGGUUCACUUGCACUUUCCCCCCGAAUCGGAAUGUUCACCAAUUCUUGGUGUUCCGAAGCAUGAUUUUGUUGAGCCUCCAUCGUGUUCCAGAGCACUGAUGCUGAACCGCCAGCAGCUCGAGACAAUAUCUUCCGUUCGUAAGAAUGGCACUUCCUCUCCCAUUCAUUCUGCGUCAAAGCAUCUUUCACACCAAAAAGAAGAUAGCACUUCUUCCAUCUCCUCGUCCUCCGAGUCAACCACAACAACACAAAAGAGGCGUCUCAGACCGAUGCCCGACAUGUCCGCGUUCGAGAAUGUAAAAGCGUCCAGCACACGGCCAGCCGAUCGGUCGAUUGAUGACAACAAUACCGCGACCGAUAGUCGUGGGGCCGGUUCGCUAACUCGAAGAGAACGGGCGUGCCCGCCAACUCCACAGCGCACGCCCGCAUGGGCCAACGAUGGAGGAGGCCGCCCUAUCUUCCCUACACGCAAACAAAACUCGCUCAUCAUGACAAAGGUUCUUUUGUCGUGCCCCUCGCAAGUUUUGGAAGGAAGAUCUUCUCUGGAAACAUCUGUUUUAGACGAGGACAGCAAGCAUAGUGGCAGCAGAAAUUCCUUUUCGAACAGUUGCGAUUCUAUAAACUAUCCGAAUGGAGAAGAUAACCAAAAUCUUCCUGAGAAGUCAACAAACGAAGAUGGAACCACGAAUAUGGACGUCGAGAAAUGUGAACAGCCACUAGGAUUAUCUACCUUAUCGACAGGCAAUGCCCACGAAGAACGCAAAGUAACGCACGAUCAGAUCGCUGCGCCGCCCAAGCUCAUGCGUCGACUUCCGUCUAAUCCAGAUAUCAAUGCUGUGAUUUCCUUUUCAGACGAUUUUGAAAUUCUUGGUAGUCUCGGAAGUGGUACAUUUGCCGACGUGUACAAGGUCCGCCAGAAAAGUGACGACCAUCUCUAUGCUGUCAAGCGCAAUCGAAGACAAUUUCGAGGGAAACGCGACCGGGAUGUGGCCUUGGCGGAAGUCCAAUCCAUGCAACGUCUCCAAAGCGUGUUUGCAACAAGCAAUGCUUCUGGAGAAAGAAACCACUCGGAAAAUUCUAACAACUCCUCGUCCGAUAGCAAGAGAAACUGCUACAGUUUAUAUCUUCUUUUUUUCUAUCGAGCUUGGCAAGAGGAUGGAUACUUUUACUCGCAGACUGAAUUGUGUUGCCGAGACACAUGUCGUGAAUUGUUGGAUUCACUCCGCUUUCUCUGGAAUUCUGCUAAGAAGAAAUACCCAAGACUUGUGAAAACACUCCCUCCACCUUCAGGUGUCGAAGCCGGCAGCAGUAUGGAUGCCUUUGGCCGUCUAGUACCAAACUUGACGGUAUGGAAGAUAUGCCAUGACAUUUCGGCUGGAUUAUCACACAUUCAUUCUCACGGAAUCGUACACCAAGACAUCAAACCCUCCAAUAUAUUCUUUGUGACAAACGCUCGUUUUGGAGCGAUGUGCAAAAUCGGAGACUUUGGCCUGGCGGGAAGCAUUGGAAGCUCUGGUGAGGGCCAAGAGGGUGACACGAGGUACAUGCCUCCGGAGUUGUUGGCUUCUGCAACCAGGCACAGCAGUUCGGAUAUUUUCAGCCUUGGGCUCACUCUCUACGAAAUUGCAAUGGACGAUCAUGUCGAGAUGCCAUCGGAAGGGCCGCGAUGGCACCAGCUGCGAUCCUCUGAUGAACCAAAGCUACCCGCUUGUCGCGGUGACAACCUCCAGCGUUUGUUGCAAUGCAUGACGAAUCCCGACGAACGAAAGCGUCCAACCGCCGAUACUAUCCUAGAGAAUACAAACGUCAAAAUUGCUGGGCAUGAGGUGGACACGUUUUUGCAAAACUACAUUAGAGACGUCGAAUCGUUCGAUAGGCAAGAAGAAGAGCGUCUUGCCAUGGAGAGGUCAGACGAUCAGACCCCACGAAAUGACCACCGAUCCGCUGCCGUGAGAAGCCCGAGUUUGUCCAUGCUUCUCCCCGUAGCACCAUGCAUGUUUUCACCACCGUCCUCGAAAGUCAUUCAUUCAUAAAGCCAAAAAUACAUAAUUCAUAAUGAUGCAUGCAGCAGGAGCUCGCGUGCAGAACCAGAACUGAAAAGAUUCCACGUAGAGAACCUGUCUGCAUUUGUGACAGAGAUACAAUUUUGUCCUUCUUGUUUCACAACUCAAUACACUUACACCUUUAGUUAGUAGAAGUAACUAAUAGAAACGAUUACAGCAC